UUCAAUGUUUCAACAGUAAGCCUUCAUGAUGGCAAGGUCAUAGCUUUGUAAUAGCACUUGUCACCACUUCUUACCAGUUGAAAACGUUCGUGAAUGAACCACUCUGUUGGUACUUACUGUUUACAGUCAGUUGUCGUAUUUUAAAAUAGUCCAGAUCUGUAGGAUAGAGACCUAAAAGUUUAAAGUAUUUUCGGUCGUUAUAUUACCGCAGCUUAGAGCAGGAUAGUAAAACAAAGUCCGAAACUAUAUUAUAGUAGGCUACCUAUCAUGUUUAUCACCUACAAUAAAGGUUACUACUGGAUUGUCUAAAAUCUUUAAUUAUCAGCCACGCAUAAAAAAAUCAAAAAUAUCACCCACAAAGUGACAUACUUCGUCGCCUAACUCAAAAGCAGAACACCUCGUGUUUAACGUCUGUCGUUUACCAGGUUUACUAUAUCCAUAGUACAUUUAAGGUAGUAAGAUAUAAAGGUUAGGCUAUUCAUUGAUGUGUACCAUUUGUUGCAGAUGUAGUGAAAAUCUAUGAGUUGACUUGUUGAAGCGGAAGAUUUUAGCCUAUUCCUAAUUUACUGAAGUAUUAAGGUUGAAUAUUACACGUCUAGCAGUUAUACAGAAACCAUUCAUUGUGUAUACUUUUUAAUUACAUGGCUUGCCACGAUUUCCUUUGUCGGGAAUAUCAGGAAACGUCUGUUCAAUAAUAUCAGCCCCGUCAGUUUUACAGAAAGACAAUUGUAUUUGAUUAAUGGCCGUUUUCUGGUGUGCGUUUUAUGCCAAACCAUUUAACGUACAUUAAGACAAGAAGAGCCACAAUUAGAUCAUCUGAACAUCGACUCUAACGAGUUUACUAUAGUUGGUAUGCCCUGUAGACAGUAGGCCUCGUUAAUUUUACAAAGACAGUUUAACGCAAGUAGACUAUUUGAAGAAGCAACCAGUACUUACGACAAUGUUAAAAGUUUCACGAAUGACCAUCAGCCAAUUAAUGAUCGUGAUCUGUCUCUCUGCAAUCUGUGUUCUUCUUUGGGAAAACCGAACUCUUAGAUGCAGGAAUGUUUCAGUUAGCCACAGACUCCGCUCUCCUGCAGAUUUUCCUUAUGAUGAACCGACUGUAAACCACACAACCAAGCCAAAGACACGACUGGUAAAUUCGAAAACUACUCUUGUCACAACACCUGUGGCCAUUACGGAGGCUACCGCGACACUAGUGCACCCGUUACAGGAAAAGCCUUUAUCUAAACCCACAGCAGUAAUCAUAUUUACAUCUAUGCGAUCAGGUUCGAGUUUUCUUGGCGAGUUAUUCAACCAACACAGCCAGGUGUUCUACAUGUUUGAACCUCUGCACGCUUUCGGAUCCUACAAAGAACAAAGGGAGAACAGGUUUCGUGCCCUACACGAUAUUAGCCGUUGUAACUUCACCAAUCUACCCAACAUGUAUAAGCAAGCGGUCGAAGGCGGAUAUGCGCCGGAUCAGUCAUCUCGGUGUGUGGAAGACAAUUUCUGCUUUAAAUUUAAAAGUCUCUUCUUAUCACGUGACACCGAUCUCUGCCAAUCGCCUUGGAAGGGGUGUAAGGUCCCGUUUGACCCACAGAUAUUGUCCCAAGUUUGUCAACGAAGUUUGUUUCCAGUAUCCAAGGUAAUUGCAGAACCGUUCCUGGAAUCUCUGGAACCGAUUCUAGAAGACUCCCGAGUAGAACUGCGUGUGAUACACUUGGUGCGCGAUCCACGUGCAGUUAUGUCGUCUCGCAAGGAUGUAUUUUCGGACGCUAAAAAUACAUUUGCUAUCAAGGGGAAUGUCAACUAUCUAUGUAAUAGUCAGCGACGUAAUUUACGUUUUGCUGAAUGCAUGAACAGUUUGUGUGAUGGGGUGAAACCGAGUCGACUUUGGAAAGGCAGGUACAAAAGAUUGCGUUUCGAGGACGUUAGCGCACGACCGUUGGAGGUCGCUCGUGAGGUGUAUAACUUUGUCGGUUUGAACUUCAAUUCUAUUAUUGAGAAAUGGAUUAAACUGAACACCCGGGCAGAGGCUAGUCAAAGUUCAAACAAGUUCAGUACAAAGAGAGAUUCCAUGAGUGCUGUUGGGCACUGGAGACAAUCUUUAUCACUAAACGAAACGUUAAUCAUUCAGAGUGCGUGUUUCGACAAUAUGUCAAAGCUAAACUACACUCUUAUUAGCAACGAACAUGAUUUAAAUAAUACGAAACUGAACCUUUGGUAAAGUUAAUAUUGUGAAACAUAUCAAGAAGUGUCACUGUGACGGAUAGCAUUUCUAUUUUAUACUGAUUCGAUGUUUAUAUAAGUUAAACUUUUUAUCACUUUACAAA
This is a messenger RNA of Ciona intestinalis (vase tunicate), 2315 nucleotides long. The record is from RefSeq and is a predicted model, not a curated record. NCBI's taxonomy places the organism in Eukaryota, Metazoa, Chordata, Ascidiacea, Phlebobranchia, Cionidae.